Molecule: messenger RNA, 879 nt
Organism: Thermochaetoides thermophila DSM 1495
Lineage: Eukaryota; Fungi; Ascomycota; Sordariomycetes; Sordariales; Chaetomiaceae
Product: metalloprotease MEP1-like protein
Exons: 3
Coding region: 1-879 (292 amino acids)
Molecular function (GO): metallopeptidase activity
Source: RefSeq, a predicted model, not a curated record
AUGCGUUUCGCUCCGGUCUUCCUUGCCGCUGUCGCGGCCCAGGGCGCCAUGGCUGCCCCCCGCCGCCCCGGCGAUGCUGUCGCGACUAAGGGCAAGGUCUUCUCUUGCGGUGCGCCCGAGCCCAGCCCCGAGCAUAUCAAGAUCUCGCAGGCCUUCGCCACCCAGGAGCUUCAGGCUCUUGCCUCGGGCAACUACUCCAUCAAGGCUGUCACCACCAUUGACGCCUACUUCCAUGUUGUCGCCAAGAACACCUCCCUCAGCGGUGGCUACCUGACCGAUGCCAUGCUCAACAACCAGCUCAACGUUCUCAACGCCGCCUAUGCUCCUCACGGCUUCCAGUUCAACCUCAAGGGUAUCACCCGUACCGUCAAUGCCAACUGGGCUGAUGACACCAAGGGCUACGAGAUGACCAUGAAGAGGUCCCUCCGCAAGGGCACCUACCGUACCCUGAAUGUCUACUACCUGUACGAGAUGGGUAGUAACCUCGGCUACUGCUACUUCCCUCAGUCCGUCACCUCGGGCUCGACUGCGUUCUACCGCGACGGUUGCACCGUCCUCUACAGCACCGUCCCCGGUGGCUCUCUCACCAACUACAACCUCGGCCACACCACCACCCACGAGGUUGGCCACUGGAUGGGUCUCUACCAUACCUUCCAGGGCGGCUGCACUGGCAGCGGUGACUACGUCUCCGAUACCCCCGCUCAGGCCUCCGCCUCCAGCGGCUGCCCGAUUGGCCGUGACUCUUGCCCGUCUCAGCCUGGUCUUGACCCCAUCCACAACUACAUGGACUACUCUUAUGACUCGUGCUACGAGGAGUUCACCGCCGGUCAGCAGGCUCGCAUGGUCAGCUACUGGAACAACUACCGCGCUGGCAAGUAA